Messenger RNA from Aspergillus pseudoviridinutans, 894 nucleotides. Its product is annotated as SDR family NAD(P)-dependent oxidoreductase. The record is from RefSeq and is a predicted model, not a curated record. The transcript has 2 exons. Bases 1 to 894 code for a protein of 297 amino acids. Gene Ontology annotation, molecular function: oxidoreductase activity. NCBI's taxonomy places the organism in Eukaryota, Fungi, Ascomycota, Eurotiomycetes, Eurotiales, Aspergillaceae.
AUGUCAGACGCUCAGCAACAGAACCAGCGUUUCAAGCUCGAAAACCUCUUCAGCGUCAAGGGCCGAGUUGCCCUCGUCACUGGCGGUGGUUCCGGAAUCGGCCUCAUGAUCACACAGGCACUGGCUGUUAACGGUGCCAAAGUAUACAUCACCGGUCGGACGGGAGAAAAGCUGGACCGUGUUGCAGAAUUGUACUCGCACAACAUUCCCGGACAGAUCAUUCCCAUCACCGCCGACGUCACUAGCAAGCAAUCCAUCCAGAAGCUUGUCGACGAAAUCUCGUCCAAGGAAAAAGCACUGCACAUCCUCGUCAACAAUGCCGGCAUCUCUGGCCAGACACAGGACACCGACAGCCAGAGCGCCGAGGAACUGCACCAAAAGCUCUUCAAAGAUGAGUCAAACUCCUUCGAAGAGUGGGAUCAGAUCUUCCGCACCAAUGUAACCCAGCUUUACUUCACCACCGCUGCUUUCCUGCCCUUGUUGAACAAGGGAACCGACAUCGAGCAUGGCUGGUCCAGCACAGUCGUCAACAUCAGCUCCAUUUCAGGCAUCAUCAAAACAUCACAGCACCACUUCCACUACAACGCUAGCAAAGGGGCCGCGAUCCAUGUUACAAGAAUGCUGGCGCAUGAGAUCGCCUCCUCCAACCUGAAGAUUCGGGUCAACAACAUCGCGCCAGGCGUGUUCCCCUCGGAAAUGACCGCCAAAGAAAGCGACGAGAAGCAGAAGAGUUCCCUUCCCAAGGAGCAGUACGAGGGCAAGGUUCCUGCUGGAAGACCGGGCAAGGAUGAAGAUAUGGGCAGCGCUAUUCUGUUUGCCGUCUGCAACCAGUACCUGAACGGGCAGACUCUCGUGGUCGAUGGUGGCUACGUUCUUGCUGCUGGAACUGUUUAA